AUGGCUACCAUUUCUUGCUUGUGUGGAAAUAUAGACACAUCCGUCCAGCUGGACACUGAGCAAACACAACUACAACUGUGUCACUGCCAACAAUGCCGCGCGAGUGUUGGGCAAUUAUGUUCCUCGUACCACCUUCUCCAGCAUGAGCCGAAGCUCCAUGGGCUUCAAGAAUACAAGCAGUCUAACCACAUCAGUCGCUUCUUCUGCAAAACCUGUGGUGCGCAUGUAUUCGCCCAUUCAAAGCUCAACUGUCACUUCUUUGUUGCAUCAGGACUGUUAGUGGCGCCAAUCCCGGUCCGAGAGAUAGUCCACUGGAAACUCAGCGACACGGGCGAUGGUGGACUGGGUGUAUAUCUUCCAGGAACAGAGUCGCCAGCUGUCAGUUGCAGACUGGAUGCGACACGUUCGCCGAUAUCCAAAGAGCCGCCAAACUGGAGGCAAGCUGAUGUCAAAGAGCAGUCAUUAUACGCGCGCUGCAUUUGCGGAGGUGUUGAAUUCUACAUCACCAAGCCCGAUGCUUCUUCCUCGCAAGCUACCUCGCCCUGGCCAGAUCUGCUGGUCCCAUACUACACUGGAUCGGGAGCCAACCCUGACGACACCAAGUGGUGGCUACGGGAUGGAGGCACCAGGUAUCUUGCAGGAACCUGUGUUUGUAAUACCUGUCGGCUGAGCAGUGGAUUCCCCAUUCAAACAUGGGCUUUCGUGCCCAAAUCGAAUAUACUCAACGUAGACGGCUCACCAUUGGACUUCAACCGUGGGAAAAUGCAGCGACAUAAUAGCUCGCCCGGCGUUUAUAGAGAGUUCUGCGGUUGUUGUGGGGCCACUGUGUUCUGGCAUUGUGACGAGCGACCACUGUUGAUUGAUGUUAGUGUUGGCUUGCUCCAAGCAAAUGGCGUGAGAGCCGAGGACUGGCUGGAAUGGACGCCGAGUAGGGUCAGCUUUGCAGAGUUGGCGGUGCAGUCCGAUUUGAUCGGUAGAUUAGAGGAGGGAGUCAACCGUCUCUCAGAUAAGUAA
Penicillium olsonii is the source of this 1014-nucleotide messenger RNA. The record is from the annotation of a GenBank genome assembly. NCBI's taxonomy places the organism in Eukaryota, Fungi, Ascomycota, Eurotiomycetes, Eurotiales, Aspergillaceae.